UUUUCUGACAUCUCUUCAUGUCUUCAUAAACCUAACCCCCGUUUAGUUGCUAAACGUAGGGGCCCCAUAAAGUGGUUACAAUGAAUGCCUCAAUUUUGCGUGCCCUGCGGGCACACAAGCCCUGUAUAUUACAAAACCACAUAAUUUUUUUCAGCAAUGGGGUUUGCUUGAAUCAAAUCCACCGGCCUGUGUUUCGACAAUCCAACAGAUCCCCAUCAAUCGGGGCAUACGGUAUUUUUAUGCUGAUUAUUCCUGCAGCCUCUUUUGGUCUGGGCGUUUGGCAAGUGCAAAGGAAGACCUGGAAGGAGCAGUUAAUUGCCGAAAUGACCGAUCGUAUCGACAGUGCCCCCAUUGAGCUGCCUGGAAGUUUCGAUGAGAUACGAGAGCUGGAAUACAGACCGGUUAGGGUACGAGGGACGUUUCUUCAUGACAAGGAAAUUUACAUGGGGCCAAGGGGGUUGUUGCAAAAAGACACAGGGGCCAAUAAUUUUCUCAGUCUAAGUAUUCAGGGAUACCAUGUUAUUACACCGUUCAAGCUAGCAGAUCGGGACCAAACGAUCUUGGUCAAUAGAGGUUGGGUGCUUAACAGCCGCCUAAAGCGACACACCAGGGCUGACACCCAGAUAGAAGGGGUAGUGGAUGUGAUUGGGCUAGUGAGGCUAUCCGAAACUCGACCGAACUUUUCCGUGAAGAAUCAAGAAAACACUAAUUUGUACUUUUACAGAGACCUGGAAGCGAUGUGUGCGGCCACAGGGGCUUCGCCGAUUUUCCUGGAUCAAACAGUCGAUUUCAACCUGCCUGGCGGGCCCACUGGCGGACAGACUGUGGUAACGUUACGAAAUGAACACCUUUCCUACAUUAUUACGUGGUUUUCUCUAAGUGCUGCCACUAUGUAUAUGUGGUUAAAACGAUACGUUUUUCGGCCUGUUUAGAACUGAAUUACCACCCUAGGGCUUUGUUUUGUCAAGAAUAACGUCCUCGUAAAAGAGCAAAUAGAAUAAUGUGAAUAGUCCGGCUUUUCCAAAAGUCUGUUAGUUUUGGGCAAAGUCAAAAAGUAAAGAAAAUCAGCGUUUUGUGGCACCUAWUUUUUUUUAUUCAUGCGGUAUAAAAAAUAAAAUAUACUGAACGAAUUAGUAGUAAAAUGAAUACAUAGAAUUGGUCAAAUGAUUUAACAACUUUUGUUAAAACAAUAUUUUUUCAAUAUUAGUAGAACAUUUCAUAAAUCAUUGGCUGAACAUUUCUUUUAUGAUUUGCAGCAACUGUUCAGUUCAACCUGUAUAAUUUAUUGAACAGCUUCAAAACGGUCCAGGGUUUGGAAGACGUACAAUGUGGGUCAAAAAAGAAAUGUUUCAGCAGCUAACUACUGCUCUAUUUCGCAAAGUCGCCGAUAAAAUCUAUCUAAAAGUGUAAAUUGUAUAACAUCGAGGAACGAAUUUGGCGCGAAACGUUGAACAUGAAUAUAUCACAAUUUACAAUA
This is a messenger RNA of Dendroctonus ponderosae (mountain pine beetle), 1477 nucleotides long. RefSeq names its product surfeit locus protein 1 (gene Surf1). NCBI's taxonomy places the organism in Eukaryota, Metazoa, Arthropoda, Insecta, Coleoptera, Curculionidae. Gene Ontology annotation, biological process: mitochondrial respiratory chain complex IV assembly. Gene Ontology annotation, cellular component: membrane; mitochondrion. The record is from RefSeq and is a predicted model, not a curated record. The coding region runs from base 81 to 932 and encodes 283 amino acids. The transcript has 5 exons.